This is a messenger RNA of Lachancea nothofagi CBS 11611, 522 nucleotides long. NCBI's taxonomy places the organism in Eukaryota, Fungi, Ascomycota, Saccharomycetes, Saccharomycetales, Saccharomycetaceae. The record is from the annotation of a GenBank genome assembly.
AUGUUUUUGGUAAGAAGAAGCAUAUUCUUGGGGGCCAGGAAAUGCGCUAGAGUACCGCUCUUGAAGUCUUCCGGCUGUGUGUCCCUCCGCCGGCCUACCGCACGCUUCAAUUCGAUCAGAACCUUGGCAUCGAACGGCGGCCCUGGAUCCACAGAUGGCCACCAAAUCCCACGCGAGGUGCUGGAACUCAGCUCCGACGUCUACCACACACGCUCAGACGCCUUUCUGGAAGCCAUUCAAGACCAGCUCGAGGAGAUCAGCGACCUUUACCCACAGCUGCUUCCGGAUGUGGAGCUGAACCAAGGCGUUAUGACAGUAGCAGUCCCCGCAUUCGGCACCUACGUGCUCAACAAACAACCUCCAAACAAGCAGAUAUGGCUCUCGUCGCCCAUUUCCGGGCCGAAUCGUUUCGAUUUGGUGCAGGAGCGAUGGGUAUCGCUACGCGACGGCCAGGAACUCUUGGAAUUGCUGAAUCGCGAGCUGAGCACCGCCAUUCCAGAGCCCGUGGCUUUGGACGCCUGA